Chrysemys picta bellii (western painted turtle) is the source of this 1050-nucleotide messenger RNA. Lineage: Eukaryota; Metazoa; Chordata; Testudines; Emydidae. The record is from RefSeq and is a predicted model, not a curated record.
GGUGCUGCGCUGCGGUCUUGGUCCCUGUUCCCUGUGGGCAUCUCACGGUCUCUCUCCCCCUGCAGCCUGUGGCAGCGGGUUCUGGCUGCGGGAUGGCGUCUGUGCCAGGUGAGCCCUGGCAUCCCGCGGGAGGCUGCUCGUGGCCAGGGCAGCUCCCAUGCCCUGGGAGCAGCCACUGUGCAUUGGUUGGUGCCUUGCAGCUGGGGGCAUCGGCUCCCGGCUGAGCCCCUCAUCGGGGGGACCCGGUGCCACCCCGGGGCCUCAGAUCCCCCAUGGCUCUGCCGGCGGCUGCCUGCGUGGCAGGGGUGCCCGUUUGGCUUUGGUGGCUUCCAGUGUGAGGAGCCCUUCCUGCUGGCGCUGGUCGGGGUGUCCUGCGCUGGGGGGGUCCUGCUGCUGCUGCUGCUCGCGGCGCUGCUGCUCCUGGGGCGAGCCAAGGCCCUGGCACAGCGCCCCAGCCUGGCAGAGCCGGUCGUGCUGCCCUUCCAGCCCCAGCAGCUGAGUCUGCCCCGCGUGCGCCCCCCACGGCCCCUGGAGGAGGUGGAGAUCCGGGAGCUCGGCCAUGGGGACAGGCUGGGAGCUGGGCGGGUGCUGGCCGCUGGGCCCCGCAUGAAGACAUUCCAGGGCUCCCAGAGCUCGCCCGGCUUGGCCCCCCGGCCAGGGGGUGGCCAGAGCAACCUGGUGUUUGUCAGCGACGAGGAGUGGGGCCGGCGGAAGUGCUGAGGGGCUGGUGGGGGCACUGCCCCGUGCCCAGCCCCGUGUCCAGCCCGGGAGGAGACAGCGCCAUUCGAUCACAGACCCUCAGCACCACCCUGAGCUGGGAGGGGCUGCCACACGGCUGUGCUGAUGUAAUGGGGGGGGUGUCCCAGCCUGUGGUGGGGGUAAGCCCCACAAGGUGUCCCAGCCCCUUGGCUGCCAGGGCCGGAGCUUGGGGGGAUGGGGCUAUGGGCUGGGCCCCCCCAGUGUGGGGCACCCUGCAGGGGACUGGUGGGGAUGGGGCUGUGGGCUGGGCCCCUCCACUCUGCUGGGGCAUGUGGGGGGUUCUGAAUUUUU